Molecule: messenger RNA, 5614 nt
Organism: Choloepus didactylus (southern two-toed sloth)
Lineage: Eukaryota; Metazoa; Chordata; Mammalia; Pilosa; Megalonychidae
Gene: ARHGAP29
Product: Rho GTPase activating protein 29
Exons: 23
Coding region: 654-4463 (1269 amino acids)
Biological process (GO): signal transduction; activation of GTPase activity
Cellular component (GO): cytoplasm
Molecular function (GO): GTPase activator activity
Source: RefSeq, a predicted model, not a curated record
CUUCUGAAAAUCUUACUUGUGAUUUAAUCAGGUUUGUGCUACUCCAGUCCCCUUUUGGCCUGGGGACUCCUUUCCUUUCAUUGGUUUGUUUCAGUUCAGAGGUAUCAUCGGUUUUCGUGGUGAGGGUCCAUGGUGCAUUGUUGUUCCGUUUCAGUGUGGUUAGAAGGAGGAUCUGGGUUUGAGGUUUCCUCAGCUCAUUUGAGAAACGCCCAUUAGUCAGAUCUAACCAUCUAGUGACUUGUUACUAAGGUGCGCUCCACUUACCCUGCUGUAAGCCGCAAUGUUGGUGGGCAAUAUGCAGACUGGGGCACAGCUGACAGCCAGCGCCACGCGGGGCUAACCAGAGCUUGAGAGCCGAGGGCCGCCGCCUCCUGUGUGUGGGCUCCGAGCGCCGCUCCCCGGGAGUGCGGUCCAAUCGGCUGGGCUCCAGGGGGCGGGGCGCGGCCGUCGCGGUCUUUGCGGUAGCUGCAGGCGCGGCGGCGGCUUGGCCCAGCGUUCGCGGGCCUUGGAGUUGGGGCUGGGGGCGGCGAGCUCUAGCUCUCUGCGGGGGCGGCGCUGUCAGCGUUCCGCGGGCAGCUGGUUUUGGCGGGCUGCAGCACCCGGUACCGGGAUGGAGCGCCGCGGAUUUCAGGUUUUCUGACCUAUAUGGAAGGAUGAUUGCUCAUAAACAGAAAAAGACAAAGAAAAAACGAGUUUUGGCAUCAGGCCAACUCUCUGCUGAUGUUACUGCUUCUGAAAUGGGUCUCAAGUCCAUAAGUUCCAACUCUGUUUUUGAUCCGGAUUACAUCAAGGAGUUGGUGAAUGAUAUUAGAAAAUUCUCUCAAAUAUUACUGUAUUUGAAAGAAGCUCUUCUUUCAGACUGUUUUAAAGAAGUCAUUCAUAUACGUCUGGAUGAACUUCUCCGAGUCUUAAAGUUUGUAAUGAGUAAACAUCAGAACCUUAAUUCUGUUGACCUUCAAAAUGCUGCAGAAACGCUUAUUGCAAAAGUGAAAGCUGUGAACUUCACAGAAGUUAAUGAAGAAAACAAAAACGAUCUUUUCCAAGAAGUGUUUUCUUCCAUUGAAACAUUGGCUUUUACAUUCGGGAAUAUCCUUACAAACUUUCUUAUGGGAGAUGUAGGCAGUGAUUCACUGUUGCGACUGCCUGUGUCUCAGGAAAGAAAGUCUUUUGAAAACGUUUCUAUGGAAUCGGUGGACUCAUCCAAUGAAAAAGGAAAUUUUUCUCCUAUAGAACUGGACAGUGUGCUGUUAAAGAACACUGGCUCUGUAGAACUGGCUUUAUCAUAUACCAAAACAUGGUCAAAAUAUACCAAGAACAUAGUUUCAUGGGUUGAGAAGAAGCUUAACCUGGAAUUGGAGUCCACUAGAAAUAUUGUAAAGUUGGCAGAGGCAACUAGAGCUAACAUUGGACUACAGGAGUUUAUGCCGCUGCAGACUCUAUUUACCAAUGCUCUUCUUAAUGAUAUAGAGAGCAGUCAUGUUUUACAGCAAACAAUUGCUGCUCUACAAGCCAACAAAUUUGUGCAGCCUUUACUUGGAAGAAAAAAUGAAAUGGAAAAACAAAGGAAAGAAAUGAAAGAGCUCUGGAAACUGCAACAAAAUAAAAUGCUUGAAACAGAGACUGCUCUUAAAAAGGCAAAACUGUUAUGCAUGCAACGUCAAGAUGAGUAUGAAAAAGCAAAAUCUUCCAUGUUUCGUGCAGAGGAGGAGCAUCUUUGCUCAAGUGGAGGAUUAGUAAAAAAUCUUAACAAGCAACUAGAAAAAAAGCGAAGGCUGGAAGAGGAGGCUCUUCAAAAAGUAGAAGAAGCAAAUGAACUCUACAAAGUUUGUGUGACAAAUGUUGAAGAAAGACGAAAUGAUCUAGAAAAUACCAAACGAGAAAUUUUGACAAAACUCCGAAAACUUGUUUUCCAAUGUGAUCUUACCCUUAAGGCUGUAACAGUUAACCUUUUCCAGAUGCAGCACCUGCAGGCUGCCUCCCUCGCAAGCAAUUUACAGGCUCUUUGUGAGAGUGCCAAACUGUAUGACCCAGGCCAGGAGUACACUGAAUUUGUCAAGGGUACAAAUACAAAUGAAAAAGAAAAAGUUGAUGGGAAUAUAAAUAAACAGGUUAAAUAUAGUCCCCAAACUUCUGGAUUCAGACAUUGUGACUAUUUAGAAGAUGUUGUGCGCCUUCCUGACAAUUCAAAUAAAAUUGAGGAGGACAGAUGUUCUAACAGUGCGGAUAUAACAGGUCCUUCUUUUAUAAGGUCCUGGACAUUUGGGAUGUUUAGUGACUCUGAGAGUACCGGAGGGAGCAGUGAAUCUAGAUCUCUGGAUUCGGAAUCUAUAAGUCCAGGAGACUUUCAUCGAAAAUUACCACGAACUCCAUCUAGUGGAACCAUGUCUUCUGCCGAUGAUUUAGAUGAAAGAGAACCACCGUCUCCUUCAGAAGCUGGUCCCAGUUCCCUUGGAACAUUUAAGAAAACAUUGAUGUCGAAGGCAGCUGUUACCCACAAGUUUCGUAAAUUGAGAUCCCCCACUAAGUGUAGGGAUUGUGAAAGCAUUGUAGUUUUCCAAGGUGUUGAGUGUGAAGAGUGUCUGUUGGUCUGUCACCGAAAAUGUUUGGAAAAUUUAGUCAUCAUUUGUGGUCAUCAGAAACUGCCAAGUAAAAUACACUUAUUUGGAGCAGAAUUCACACAAGUUGCCAAGAAGGAACCAGAUGGCAUCCCAUUUAUACUCAAAAUAUGUGCCUCAGAGAUUGAAAAUAGAGCAUUGUGUCUUCAGGGCAUAUAUCGUGUAUCUGGAAAUAAAAUAAAAACUGAGAAACUUUGCCAGGCAUUUGAAAAUGGAAUGCACUUGGUAGACAUUUCAGAAUUCAGUUCACAUGACAUCUGUGACGUUUUGAAAUUAUACCUUCGACAGCUCCCAGAACCAUUUAUUUUAUUCCGACUGUACAAGGAAUUUAUAGACCUUGCAAAAGAGAUUCAACAAGUAAAUGAAGACCAAGAGAUAAAGAAGACUGGCCUUGAGGACAAAAAGUGGCCUACUGCAUGUAUAGAAAUAAACCGUAUUCUUUUAAAAAGCAAGGACCUUUUACGUCAGUUGCCACCAUCAAAUUUUAACAGCCUUCAUUACCUCAUAGUACAUCUUAAGCGGGUAGUAGAUCAUGCCGAAGAAAAUAAGAUGAACUCCAGAAACUUGGGGGUGAUUUUUGGACCAAGUCUCAUUAGGCCAAGGCCAACAAGUGCUCCUGUCAGCAUCUCUUCGCUUGCGGAAUAUUCCAAUCAAGCGCGACUGGUGGAGUUCCUCAUUACUCACUCCCAGAAGAUCUUUGAUGGGACCCCACAGACACAGGACGCAGUUGUGUGUAGUACAGCUGCAGUGGUACCUCAGGUGGAUCGAGGCUGUCUUCCAAAGCCUCUUUUAUCACUAGAAGAGAGAGACUCAGAACAUUCCAUGACAUCAGUGUUUUAUUCUUCAAAGGAAGAUAUCCAUACUGCAGAUAGUGAAAGCAAAAUUUUUGAACCAGCUACAUCGUUUGAGGAAUCAGAGCGUAAGCAAAAUGCAUUAGAAAAAUGUGAUGAUUGUCUCAUUGAUGACAAACUACGUUUGCUUCCAGACAAAGAGGUUGAAUCCACAUUUCAAAAAAUACAAGAUUUUUGUAUUACUGAGACACCUACUCUGAAGUCUGAUAGGGAAGGAAGCAGUAAUGAAAUGCAUACUCGAAGGACCAAGGUAAUGAUUAGACCUGUAAGUCUGCCUGUAGAUAGACUACUUCUUGCAAGCCCUCCUUAUGAGAGAAAUGGGAGAAAUAUGGGAAAUGUAAAUUCAUCCAAGUUUUACAAGUAUCCUACUGUCGAAGGAGUUAGAAAAGACACCCCUGCUAUUGUUUGUUCCAAACUUGAUGGCUACGAUGUGCAAACUCUACAGAAAACUUGGGACAAACAGUAUGAAUCAAACAACUUGACUAUAAAUGCUGCCAUGAUUAUAACAAAUGCACUCCAGGAAAAAGGAGUGACAAACAUCAAGACCAAUGGGGACCAUUCAGUCAAUGCUACCCAGCCCAGUAAGCCAUACGUAGAACCAGUCAGGCCAGCAAGAGGGGUAUCAGAGAGACGGUCCUCUGAUUCAAAUACUCUUGCUCCUGUCAGAGCACCCAGAACACUGCAGCCCCAACACUGGACAACGUUUUAUAAGCCACCUACUACUACGGGUAGCAAUGUAAGGGGGAAUGAAGAGAAGGCUGCCAAGUCCUCUGCAGCAGAGCCUGCUGGCACAACUACUGGUCCCCAAGCUGACGUGGUAAAAUCAGUCUCAAACUCAGAAAACACAUCUCCUUGUCCUGGGCAGCCUAUUAGUAAGCCUAAAGGUAACUCCAAAGAACAUGACCUGCCUGAUGCGAUUCCAACAUGUCAGAGACCAAGGCUAAAACGAAUGCAACAGUUUGAAGACCUUGAAGAUGAAAUCCCACAAUUUGUAUAGGAUUGCCAAAAUUUGGAUAUUCUUUUUUUUGUUGUUUUAUGUAUUUUGUUUGUUUUAUGAAAGAAUUUAUUGAUGUGAUCAUUUUGUAUAGGAUUGCCAAAUUGUUUAUUUUUCUUUUUGUCAUUGUUAUCCUAGGUUGGUUAUCUUGACCAGUAGAAUGUUCUGUUAUGGCCGCAUUUAUGCCUCACUGGAAUUAUCUUUAAAUUCUGUAUUUUUGAAUGUGAAUAAAAUAGGUGGACUCAUAUUUUUUGAAUUUGAUUUUCCCCAUAAAAUGGGUCAUUUAAAUGCAUACCUAAUAUAUAAUAAUACAGGUUUUCCACUAAUAGGUGCAAUUGGGGAAAAUCAGCAUUUUUGUUUUUUUGACGUGAAGCUAAGUGCUUAUUUAUAGAAGGAAUGUUUCUGAGUGCAAGUGCCUAAGAGAUCUUUGUUUGAUUAUGUUUUUUCAAACAAAUUUUUAAUGAAUCUUUCACCAUUUGUGCUUUCAUGUAUGUAAGGUUUUAUUUUUCAAUUGACAAUUCACUUUUAAUUUUUAAUAUUUACACAAUGGUUAAAGGGCUUGCAAAUCUGUACAUAACAGCAUUUUAAUUAAUUGCCAAUUUUUACAUGUGGUAGUCAAUUUAAUUGUACAAAGAAAAUGCACUUAAUUCUGUUUCUAAAGUGUGUAGUUCAAUUAUGUUUUACUUGGCUUUAGAUGGUUUUAUACAGUUUGAUGGUUUUUCACCCUUUUGGCUUUGUUCUCCAUUAGCUUUUGCUUUCUUACAGUUUUGAACUUUUUGGUAUUUUAUAUAAUGGUUCAAAAUAUGCCCCUUUUAGUAGCUUUAAACUGAAUCCAUUUCCUUUUGAUAUUUUCUUGGUUUUGUUUUAAUCAUUCCUUUUGUAUUAAAUGUUUUCACUUAUAAAUCAUUUUAUGUACUUUUUCUACCUGGACUUUGAAUCAUUGACAGCAUAUAUUGAACAAACAUUUAUGUAGAUUGAUUUUAAGAGGACUGUUGAAUAAGCCUCAUUGUUUGGAAUUUGAGGAAAAGUUUAGGUGAUAGAUUCCAAGGUAUUAGAACUUGCGAAUUCCUGUUAUUUUCUGCAUUUCAUCAUUUUGUCUAAAAUAGGAUAUAAAAGGGAAGAAAAAAAUAAAAUGACCUGUUUUUGUAUUGGAA